AUGAAGGGGGCCUUCAAAACCCUGUUGAGCAAAGUGCUCAGAAGAAUAGAGAAUGAGUUUUCAGCACCCACGGGAAAGACGCGUUCUUCGUAUGCCAAGAGAGUCUCCAGUGGGAACUAUUGGGCUGGCGGCGGCAGUGGGGGUGCACGGGCACCUUUGUACUUAGCGUUGUUGUGUGCGGGGGAUCGUGGACGGAAGGGUGCAAAUAACAGAACGUGGGAGAACCAGAGAGGUCGAACCUACGGGCGGAUGGCCCUCCUCGUUGCGGCAACCAUCGGUGGGCUGAACCUACUUCUAAAAAACGCAGAACAAGGAGAAAAAAGGUGGAAGAAAAAAACAAGAAACAUUAUUCCCUCCCCAAAUAUGAGAAAUGAAAUAGCUAACUGUUGCGGAAUCAUGGCAUACCUUGGGAACAGAGACGCUUCAAAAAUAUUAUUUGAUGGAAUAGAGGUGUUGCAAAAUAGGGGUUAUGAUUCAUGCGGCAUGUCCACAAUAAGCCGAACCGAUGGAACUUUAAAGACAACCAAAUAUGCGAGCACCUCAACCAGUGAUGCUAUAGAAAAGUUGAGAGGAAAUUAUUCUACUAGUCACAAGAAUGAUAAAAUAGGAAUUGCACACACCAGGUGGGCAACACAUGGAUGUAAGGUGGAUGAGAAUGCUCACCCACAUAUGGAUUACAAGGAAAGGAUCAGUAUCGUUCACAACGGGAUAAUAGAAAAUUACAGAGAGUUGAAAAGUUUCCUCUUGGGAAAAAAUAUACCCUUUAAAUCUAACACAGAUACAGAGGUGGUAGCCAAUUUGAUAGGCUAUUUUCUUGAUCAGAAGGAGAACUUCCAAAACGCAGUGCUCUCCGCAAUUAGGCAAUUAGAAGGAACAUGGAGCUUCUGCAUAAUACAUAAGGAUCACCCAGACGAAAUGAUCCUUGCAGCGAAUGGAUCUCCAUUACACAUUGGAUUUAAGGACAAUGAGAUUUUCGUCGCCUCGGAGCACUCGGCCCUCUUCAUGUUUACCAAUGAAUACAUUUCCUUAAAAAACGGAGAAAUUCUAUCCAUCAAUAAAGACAAGAUAAACGAUCUGAAAACAGAGAAAAAGGUGGAAAGCAUACCAGAAGUUGUUAUACAAAAGACCCCACACCCUUUUCCUCACUGGACACUGAAGGAAAUACAUGAGCAGUCAAUUACAUUGUCCAAAACGUUAAAUAAUGGAGGCAGAUUUAGUAUACUGAAUAGCUCCGUAAAAUUAGGAGGUUUAGAUCCCUAUGUAGAUGAACUAUCCCAGAUUGAAAAUAUCAUUCUAAUCGGUUGUGGCACGUCAUACUAUGCUGCACUUUUCGCAAAAUAUGUAAUGCACUACUUGAAUUGUUUCAACACGGUGCAGGUCAUGGACCCUAUGGAUUUCAACGUUUCUGUCAUCCCCAAAGAGAAGGAAGGAGUUAUCUUCAUUUCGCAGAGUGGAGAAACUAGAGAUGUAAUUAAGGCUUGUAAAUUAGCUGACGAUUUGAAUUUAAAAAAAUUAUCCGUUGUCAAUUCUGUCGGAUCCACUAUUGCUAAUAUGACUGGACGGGGUGUGUACCUAAAUGCAGGAAGAGAAGUUGGAGUCGCUUCAACGAAAUGUUUCACUGCAGAAGUUUCUGUCCUCACUUUAAUAGCCAUCUGGUUUUUUCAAAAUAAAAAGGAAACCUACCAUUCUUCACAUUCUAAGGUAAGCUCCUUAAUCAAUUCCAUGCAUAGACUUCCUCUAUAUGCAGGUACAACUGUUAAAUCAUGUGAAGCUAAAUGCAAAACCUUGGCUAAUAAACUUAUCAAUGCCAAGUCCAUGCUCAUUGUUGGGAACGGUUUAAGCUACCCAAUCGCUUUGGAGGGGGCCCUGAAAAUUAAAGAACUCAGUUAUAUCCACUGCGAAGGAUUUACGGGGAGUGCUUUAAAACAUGGGCCUUAUGCACUCCUGGGUGGGGAUGAAAACAUGCCUGUUAUUAUGCUUAUUUUUAAUGACCCCUCCAAAAAUGUAAUGAUAAAUACGGGUGAGCAGAUAAAGUCCAGGGGAGCCCAUAUCAUUUGCUUGACGGACGACGAAGAUCUGUGCAAGCAUUUCGCUGAUGAUAUCAUUUUAAUCCCCAACAACGGGCUCCUCACGCCCCUGUUGGCCGUCAUCCCCCUACAGAUGCUUGCAUACUACACCUCUGUCGCGCGAGGCAACAACCCCGACCGCCCCCGUUGCCUUGCCAAGACAGUUACUGUAUCCUAG
Plasmodium knowlesi strain H is the source of this 2244-nucleotide messenger RNA. Its product is annotated as glutamine--fructose-6-phosphate aminotransferase [isomerizing], putative. The record is from RefSeq and is a predicted model, not a curated record. Gene Ontology annotation, biological process: UDP-N-acetylglucosamine metabolic process; fructose 6-phosphate metabolic process; protein N-linked glycosylation. Gene Ontology annotation, molecular function: carbohydrate derivative binding; L-glutamine:D-fructose-6-phosphate transaminase (isomerizing) activity. The transcript has a single exon. Lineage: Eukaryota; Apicomplexa; Aconoidasida; Haemosporida; Plasmodiidae. The coding region runs from base 1 to 2244 and encodes 747 amino acids.